AGGUACGAAAUGCGUGAAGAAAUUAGAGAGAAGCGAACAGCGGAAAACGGGAAGACCGGAAGAAGCCGCUCGAGUCUCGACUAAAACUUUGAAAGUCUGCAACGACCGAACCGCUUGUCACCAGCCCCAGCCCGCCGCCGCGACCCUCCUCCAGGACCGCACGUUUGUCGACUGUCGAGCGAUGUCCACUCGUCCGCCGAAAAAUUGCACCUGAAAGCGCGAAGCUCUGGUUGCUGCGAAACCAUUCAGCAAAGAGAAGAUGUCGUCCGCAAGAGAUUGGAUUGAAACGGAUGAAACCGCAAAGCAGUACCUGUCUCGGGUUCUCACAGAACGACCUUUCUUGCCUCUUACACCUCCUUUUCACCGCAUUCCCCUCCGCGCUGGCAGCGUUGUCGAGAUAGUCGGCCCUUCGCAUUCAGCCAAGACCCAAAUUCUCAUACAGGCUGCAAUCAAUUGUAUUCUGCCCAAGGAAUGGAAGGGCGUGCAUUAUGGAGGUUUAGAGCGCUCAGUCAUGUUUAUCGACUUGGAUUGUCGCUUUGAUAUUUUGAGCCUUUCACGUUCACUGAAGCAGCGCGUACUAGAUGCCAUAGGAAAGAGUAUGCAAAGCCUAAAAGGAGGGGCGGAUGUCACGUCUGAAAAUGAUUUAGUUAUAGAAAGCAUGAGACGUUUCAUGUAUGUCCGUUGCUAUGAUAGUAUCCAGUUUCUGGCUACACUUAAGACUAUGCACAAUCAACUUCAAAAGGGAAAAGAGGUGCAUGGUGUUGGUGCUUAUUUGUUGAUUAUUGACAGUAUUGGAGCUUUUCACUGGAUGGAUCGGGCUCUUGCAUUCAUUCCACAUGGGAGCAGCAACAGAAAAAGUCUCUCUCUUCAAGGAGUAUCAGAAGCUGUGGUUCAAGCAAUUCAAAAGAUUCUUCUGGCUCAUCCAAUGCUUGUCCUAUGUACCAAAACAGUGAAUAUGGAGGAUAAGUAUACAUCAAAUGAAGUAGUAAGGAAUGUUGAAAGAUGGAAUAAUCAAAAUCUACCAUAUCGUGAAUAUAUGCCUUUAGUCUGGCAGUCCUUUGUUUCUCACAGAAUGCUUGUGUACACUUCAGGCGUAGAUGAUAAUUGCAAGAAUAAAAGCCGACCUACUUAUUUUAUAGAGUGGCUGUUACCAUCUCUGCACAAACCAGAAAGAAUGGUGUAUUUUCUACAUGAUUGACUGAUUGUAUGGAUCCAGAGUGCAGAAUCAAUAAUAAGCUCUGAUUCAGGAGUGCCUCUAGUGGGAACUAGUGUUCCUACCACUCUACAACUUGAUAAUGGCUGCUUCAGUUUUAAAGGAGAUUUUGUGGUGAGUAUUCGUGAAUCAUGAUGCCUUAAUAUUCAGAGAGAUGUUUAUAAUUAGUUUAGACUCUGCUGUUCACAAUUUUCGGCUAGUUGAUUCCAUCCCUCAUUCCCAACAAUCAUUUUGUGUAUUUGGUUUGCUAAUUUGUUGUGCAUUUCUCUUUUUUUUUUGUUUGAGUGAAGGAAAAGUUGAACCGAUGAAAAAAUGUUUCAACAUUUUUCCCAAAAAAGUUGAAAAAUGUUUCAAUUUUUGUUUCAAUGUUGGAAGCCUUAAUAAAGUUCUCUAAAC
Messenger RNA from Cuscuta epithymum, 1609 nucleotides. Lineage: Eukaryota; Viridiplantae; Streptophyta; Magnoliopsida; Solanales; Convolvulaceae. The record is from the annotation of a GenBank genome assembly.